ACAAUCAUACAUGCAUUAAUUAGUAAAUUGUUUAUUUAUAACCAGUAAUCCAGUGACUAAGAUUGUGAGCAUCCUGUACCCUUUUAACUAAAUACAAUUGGCAAUGAAAUAUAUGACGAUAUGUUGAGACAAAUGUUUAUUGUAUCCUAUUCAUCGUCGAUUUUAAACUUCUUUUUUUUAAGAUUUGUCCUAAAAUUUUUGCACUUGAGCAAUCACACAAAACAGUAUUGCUUCCCAUUCUCGGGAAAUAAGGAUAGCAAAAUAUUGUGGUAGAUAAAAAUACCUAAUUUACAAUAUAUUUGCUUUAGAGAAUAUUACUCAUUUAUUUUGAUUUUAAAAGCUGGACAUUGAGCGCGCACUACAAUUGGAAGAAAAACGGCUUUCGCCCAUCCAGAAACUAUAAUGAAAUUGUAUUUUAUUUUAAGUCUAAUAUCUAGUGGAUUAUGUCAUAAGCAAAAAGUUAAUUUGGUCACAAAAAUCCAAUCCUGCAGUUGAUAAAAUCGUGCUGAUAAAAGCUGCUAUGAAAUGCACAAUUUGUGCAUUAGAGGCCGAUAAAUUCGUUUUUUCCACAUUUGUGGAUUUGUUACGUAAUCGUAUUCAUGAUGCGUUAUAAUAAUUGUUUGUUGUGUGUCAACAUUAUUUUACCGUCUACAGCAACAUAGGAGAAAGUUUUCAGUGUCUUUUCAGUGUCUUGUAAUCUUUCAAUUUAUAUAUAUAUAUAUAUAAAUUGAUUGUGAUUGUGAGAUAUAUAUAUAUAUAUCACAAUCAUUAAUUUUACAUCGUUUAGAAUCUAGACAAAUGGUUGUGAGGAUAAACCCAUUUAAAAAAAAAAAAACAUUUUAUUGAAGAUGUAGUUUUACUACACCGUUAAAAUAUUUUGUGCUCUCACUGAAGCUUGUUUUCUGAAACAAAACAUAGACAUUACAUACUAAACAUAUUUAUUAAUAUUACAUAUUUGACCAAAACAAAAUUUGACCUACAAAGUUUGCUAUUUUACUAGAAUCUGUUAUGUUUUUCUAAUAUAAAAUAUAGCCUAAAUUAAUUUGUCAAAAAAAAUAUAUAUAUAUAAUAAAGCAUUGUGCUAUUGCUGCAGAAUCUAUAAUAAAAAUAAAAACUAUGUUUAUUGUAGUUAUAAUAAAAUAGUGGGUGCGAAUAAAUUCAGUUUAUAUUAGCCAACUGUGAAUAUAUACAUGGGGUCCAUUUAAAUAUUCGUGUUGCCAAUUUUAGACUCUUAUCAUAAGUGUUUUCUUUUUUUUUUUUACUUUUAAUGUCAGCAAUUACAAUUAGUUCUUUUUUUAUAUAUAUAUAUUUGUUAACAAUAUCAAUUGCACAAAAAAACCAGUGUAACAUGCAUGCUGACCUAAUAAAUAAAGACAUUGCUAAAUUAGUUUAGUUCACCUUGACUAUAUAUAUAUAUAUAUAUAUUUAAAUCUUCAAAUCUUCAAGAUUAAUACGAUUGUCUUCUUGGCUUCCAAACAUCCCAAAUAAAAUGGUAUAGUCUUGACUUUAAAAAAGGUGAAAUCCCAAUGUUCUGGGAUGGAAGCUUGAUGAAGCACUUGAAGUAAGCAGUUCUGCAAGGGGAGGAGCUUGCCCGUGAACCCCAGUCUCUAUUGAGCUGGCAUGCAGCAGAAGGAGACGUACGUGCGCCAUAUUCGUUCAAAAGCCAAUAGUAAGGGACACUGUUGCAUUUGCCCAAAAUAUGCUCCAGCAAUGUCAUGCUCCGAAAAAUUCUCUGCGGUGAAAAAUCACACUGUCUGAGGGGAAAUCUUUCGAUAGUCCGAUAGUCCAGGUCUAAAGGAUCCUCUGCGUGAGGCGUACGGAGGCUCACGUCCUAAUCUGGACUGCCAGAUCCAAAAUAGCGGGACCAACCCAGUGUAUGCGCUUCAGACAGUAACACAGACUCAGACAUCCCCGGUUGAGUAAGCCAUGGCUCUGCCGAGUCACCAGUUUCUCCAUGGAGUUGUGAACUGGGAUGGAGAGCACUUGAGUCCCGUCCAGGUUCCUCAUGGCAGCGCGUGCCUCAUCAGCUCUUCAAAUCGAAAAGAGGACCCCUUCUAUUUUUCUGUGGACCCGACAGGGCAAGCCAGUCUCGGCAUCUCCGCCUUCAGGAGAUUGAUGACAGAUAUGGGCUCUCUGAACGGUACUGAAGACCAUCGUCCAGAAGCUUCUAUUUACUCCAGACACAAACUCCUAUCACUCAAUACCGACACGGAUCCAGAGAGCCCGUCGCACUCUUCCCACUCAGACUCCCAACAGUUGCACAGUCUGUCUUUCUCCGCGCCUUCCUGUUCAGAAACGGACAGUAAACCCGAAACGCAUUGUUUAACGCUGGAAAGCACUAAAUACCCAAGCCAGUGGAGUGGAAGCAGAACCAACGGGAGCAUCAUUACCACACUGAGCAUCAGUCAGAGAAGCAGAGACGACACAGAGCCAAGCACUCUCCAGACAGACGAGAAAACUCACAGAGAGAGAACGCAAGACGUGACUUUAGAAAACGCUGCAAACGGCUGGCUUUGGGCGAAAGCAGGGAGGAAGAAGCGAUGUCCUUACAGCAAACACCAAAUCUUAGAGCUGGAAAAAGAAUUCCUAUUCAACAUGUACCUGACUCGCGAGCGCCGCCUGGAGAUCAGCCGGAGCAUACAUCUCACCGACCGCCAGGUUAAGAUUUGGUUUCAGAAUCGCAGGAUGAAACUGAAAAGAAUGACUCAAGAGCACCAGACAAGGGACCCUUGCACAAAUUUCACUGUCUAGUUUGUUUUGUAAGACGGUUAAAAAGAGCGAGCUCAGCGCACAAAUCACUGCUGUUAUCAUCAGUUGCGAGUGGAUUGAUGCAACUGCUUCUUCUGAUGGAAUAACGGGAGGAAGCGAUCAGUCACAUCUUACCACGGUGUUUCACAAUAUGUGCUCUGUAAGGAAAGUGUAAGAGAGAUCAAUUUAAAACCAUGCAUGAAGAUGAACAGAAAAAUGUAAUGAAAUAAGAAGACAAGUCUUUUGCUAUUUGAUGCAAGCUUGUCAUAUUUACACAGGCCCAUGAACACUGUUUAUUGUUGUCUUUUUUUUAAUUUAUUUAUUUUUAUACAGGUUAUGAGUUUAAAAAAGCGGUUCUUUGUUUUAAUUUCAUUUUUUAGACAGGGCAUUUGAUAUUUUAGGUAGGCUGAAUAUUCGCGGACACUCCCGAGUAAAGAAAUAAAUAAAGUCCUAAAAGGAAAUCCAUUAUCAGAGGAGUUACAUCGAUCAAAGGUACUGUUGUUUUGUUUCAAAUGUUGUUUGUUGUAUCGUUAUAUUGGUUCGAGUGAAAAGGCACAGAUUUUCUUCUUAUGCUGAAGCAUGGUCGAAUGUAUAACUUAAACUAUUAUUCUUAAAAAUUCUGUUUUGAAAAGCAGUGCAUCAUGAAACAAAAUUUUGCACUACGUGACCAUAAAACGUUUAGUUUGUGUAUUAAGUAUAUUUGGUGGUCACUUUGAAAAUUACUUUGUCUCCAGUGCUGUAAUUUAGUAUUGCGACAACGCAUUUUGAAAACUAAGUAGAGCUAUAAAGGUAAAAUGUAAAGGUGUAAUACAAGCUUUACAUUCUAAAUUAGGCCUACUUUUUUAUUUUUAUUUUAUAGAAUUCAAGAAUUCAACUCAUGACACCAUAUAGCUUGGGGAGACAAAUAAUCUGGCAUGAAGCUUUCUUUAAUCUUAUAAUUAAAGGAGAAGGCAUUUGUCAAUUGUAUAAAUUACAAAACUUUAAUUAUUAGCAGAUUGUGAACAAAUUAUUUUAUUAUUAGAUAUAUUAACAGAUUUUGGCUACUUGAUUUUGGGUGUAGAAUAGAUUGUAUAAGAAAAAUAUAUUUGAGUUUAAUUUGAGGAAAACCUUUUGAAAUUCAGUUUGAUACGACGAUGUGGAGUCGUUAUUUUAACAAUAAGUUCAAAAUAAAAUAAAAUAUAUUAUUACUUUUUUUAUUCAUUUUAUUUUGGCUAUCUAAUUUUACCCAGACAUAUAUAUAAAAAAAACAUAUAGCGUAAGUGCAUCACAAAUUAUACUAUCUUUUGGAUCAGUUUCUUGUACAUUCAAAAUGGAGAUCCGAUUUUAAUUUUAUAAAUUAAGGUGAAGUUAUAUUUAACCAUCUGGAUUCAUUUUACGUCCUGCUUUCGUUUGCAUUAUCUCAAAUAUCUCAUGGUUGCAUUAAUAGACCUAUAUUUGAAUGGCCGAAAAAUAUUUUGAGCGUAGUUGGGUUGAGAAUAGGCUACUUUUUAAAUAUGUGCACUAAGAAGUGUUAACCGGAUAUAAUGGUAAAGGUAUGUGAACUUUAAAUAUGGAUGUUUGAAACAUUGUUAUUUUGAAUUGUGAAGGACGUUUAUUAUUACAUUUGUAUUGUGUUAUGAGAUGUGCUAUAUUUUUGUACGUUUCAAUUAAGUGAAGAUAAAAUGUAUCAGUUGUU
Molecule: messenger RNA, 4423 nt
Organism: Carassius auratus (goldfish)
Lineage: Eukaryota; Metazoa; Chordata; Actinopteri; Cypriniformes; Cyprinidae
Product: homeobox protein Hox-B10a-like
Exons: 2
Coding region: 1927-2751 (274 amino acids)
Biological process (GO): regulation of transcription by RNA polymerase II
Cellular component (GO): nucleus
Molecular function (GO): RNA polymerase II cis-regulatory region sequence-specific DNA binding; DNA-binding transcription factor activity, RNA polymerase II-specific
Source: RefSeq, a predicted model, not a curated record